This is a messenger RNA of Trypanosoma cruzi, 1368 nucleotides long. RefSeq lists its product as uncharacterized. Lineage: Eukaryota; Euglenozoa; Kinetoplastea; Trypanosomatida; Trypanosomatidae. The coding region runs from base 1 to 1368 and encodes 455 amino acids. Gene Ontology annotation, molecular function: protein binding. The record is from RefSeq and is a predicted model, not a curated record. The transcript has a single exon.
AUGACUAGGGGUGAUAUUGUGGCCGUUUUUUGCGAUGCACUGCACGAGCAGGAGAUGGCCGCCAGGCUCACGCAAUUGGCCAAUUUUCCAUUUAGAAUUUUUCCGGUGCGUAACGGCCCAUCGAUGUACCGAGCCGUGCGAACGUUCUGUGCCUCUCGCAAUUGCUACCGCUGCGCUUUGAAUCUGUGUACGGGAACCACAGAGGACGAGGAUCGCGCGAGCCAGGCAGUCUUGGCCUCAUUAUUUGAACAACUGGAAGUUGUUUACGGCGGCUGCCGUUACAUGACGCUGAAACAGCCUCUUGACGUUCUUUUUAUGAUGUGUGUUUAUGCGAGGCUGCCCAUGCCUCUCUUCUCUGUAGUGAAAUCUGAGGAGGACAUUGAGCAGCUCAGCCUGCGAUUUCCUGUGAAAUUAAGGACUGUGUCUCCCCUUCAGUGUGUAUUUGGCUCCGUUGUAACGGAUAUGCCGACCUUGCGGAGGGUGUUGAAUGAAGUUUUACAAAGUUACGACAAAGUACUUGUAUGGGAAGCAAACGGCACGAAGAGUAGGGAGCUGGUCACUUUGGUUUCGGCCUCCGGUUGCGUUGCCAUCGCACAAGAAGGCUCCAAAGAUGCUGUUUGGCUUCAGCAAUGCACCCCUUGCAUAGAAAAAUAUUCCAGUUUCUUUGCAACAACUGUAAUGAAUAAUUCCGGCUUUGCUAAGCUGUGUUUUAACAAGAGCCCUUAUUCGGAUCAGUUAUUUCUGGAGGAUGUGGAACUUGGCUGCUCUUUGGUAGACCUGAACGCUGAGCUUUUGUUGGCCUUCUCUGACAAGAAGCUCUUGGAGGAAUGCGUCCGUUGUGGGGAACAGAGUUGUAAAAGGCCUGUUGCGGAGGUGCGGUAUGGCGGUAAUGAAAGGGGGUAUUUUGUUUGCGCCAAUAAAGAAAUCAAGAGAGGUGAGCUCGUGUUUGAGGAUGAGGGACGUAGUUUUGCCAUUGUCACGCGACCCUUCGUGGAUAGACACUGGGGGGAGGAGGAAAAGGUGACCUUUGCGGAAUACGCGUGGCCCCUUGACGCCGACGGCCAUGUAUACGUCAUUUGGGAGAGCAACCCUAGUGAGUGGCGUCCCAUCAAUCAUUCUUGUGAUCCGAACUGCAUUUUUGGCGAGGAACACUCACUUAACGUCAUUGCGGCCCGCGAUAUCAAGAAGGAAGAGGAACUUACAAUGGAUUAUUCAACGUUCUGCGACUACACUAUGAGACCCUUUUCUUGUAGUUGCGGCUCGGAGUGUUGCCGUGGACUUAUUUUGCCGGAUGAGGCGGCACUACGAAAGUACGGCACGCACACGUGGCACCGACGACCUCCUAUUCCUCCGGCGAAAAGUGUUUGA